AUGGGGAAAUCAUUUUACAAUAGAAGUACAAGACUUUGGUGGGGUCACUGCCAUCUAAGAAUUGGUAGUAGAUUACAAGUUAGAUUAAAUAAGGGAAUAAAAUAUUCACAUUUUGAGCAUAUAGGAAGAUUUAUAGCAUUUGCUAGAUCAUUAAGAGCAGCAACUUUAAGCAAAUGUUUGAGAAGAAAUUUUUGGGGAACAAAUUUUUAUUAUGAUGGAAAACCGAAAACAGAAGAAAAUUCACAACAAAUUUUGAAAUCAUCACAAGAUGAAGGUGGAUAUAUAUACGCAAUAGAAAAAGGAAAAAUCAUUCCAUCAGAAAAAGAAAUGAAAAAAUUAGAAUCAGUUUUAGGUGUUCCUUUAAAAAGAGAAAGACAGAAAACUCUUCUUAGGAGACUUUAA
This is a messenger RNA of Plasmodium relictum, 402 nucleotides long. Its product is annotated as conserved Plasmodium protein, unknown function. The record is from RefSeq and is a predicted model, not a curated record. NCBI's taxonomy places the organism in Eukaryota, Apicomplexa, Aconoidasida, Haemosporida, Plasmodiidae. The transcript is spliced from 4 exons. The coding region runs from base 1 to 402 and encodes 133 amino acids.